AUGUUGGCGGGGACUCGACACGCAACAUCAACGCCUUGGGCUACAACGCGAGAGAAGACUACCUUUACGCUCACGACUGGCCUCUUCAACUCGGGCGACAUCGACGAGGCUGGCCAGUAUUGGAUUUCUACAGGCGGCCUCGACUACUAUCAGUACAACUUCAAUCCCGGCACGGCAAAUUACGGCGGGCUCGUCAGCAGUGGCAAGCUCAGCGGUACUGGCGGCUACACCAUCGGUGACUGGACAGUCGUACCGGGCGUCGGAGGCGGUGAUCUUUGGUCCGUCGGCGUGAGCGGUCAAAACGCCUAUCUGCUGCGCUGGAGCCGGGCGACCAAGGCAUUCACGCUGGUUCGUAACCUCGGUAAUCUUACGGGAGCAAGUACGAGCACAACGCCUUUUUGGGGUGCCAGCUACGCGACCACGGAUGGAUUCCUGUUUGCCGUCGAGAAUGGAACGGGUCAGAUUUGGCGUAUUGCGGUCGACGGCUCUUCAAGUCCGCUGAGAUUGAAGGAUGCACCAGUGAGCAGCCGAAAUGAUGGCGCAAGAUGUUUAGAUUCCGGUGCAAUUGUUGUCGGCAGCUAA
Colletotrichum orchidophilum is the source of this 582-nucleotide messenger RNA. RefSeq names its product proline rich protein 5MeD. The transcript has 2 exons. NCBI's taxonomy places the organism in Eukaryota, Fungi, Ascomycota, Sordariomycetes, Glomerellales, Glomerellaceae. The record is from RefSeq and is a predicted model, not a curated record. The coding region runs from base 1 to 582 and encodes 193 amino acids.